UGUAGAAGGAACUUGCUAUCCCGUCCGUUUUACUGAAUCCACUAUCUUAUAUUCCCCCAAGCUUGAGUCAGAGUUCGACGUCACUUCAGUUAUAUGUUAAAGUCUCAUUUCAACUGUCCGAUAUCCAGUUCCUGCCGUGAACGCCUACGUCAAGAUGCCUCACGCCGUAGGCAGCACUUCCCAAGCCUCCCAGAAAAUCGAGUCGUUUGCCCAGCACCUAGCCCAAUCGAAGCGGGUUCUGGCAUUGCUUGGUGCUGGUCUCUCGGCAUCCUCUGGCCUCCCAACCUUCCGAGGGGCGGGUGGACUAUGGCGGACCCAUGAAGCCACCCAGCUAGCUACUCCCGAAGCCUUCGAGGCCGAUCCAGGUCUGGUGUGGCAGUUCUAUUCGUACAGGCGACACAUGUCACUCGGAGCCCGGCCGAAUCGCGCGCACUACGCGCUGGCCGAGUAUGCGAAGCGGAAUCCGGAGUUCAUCACCCUCAGCCAGAACGUCGACGGCCUCUCCCAACGCGCCGGCCACCCCUCCGAGUCCCUCCAUCUCCUCCACGGCAACCUCUUCACCGUCAAGUGCACCUCCUUCUACUGCGGCUACACCGCCGACGACACCACCGACCCCAUCGUGCCCGCCCUCGCCAUCCCCACCUCCGGCGACGACCCCACUACCACCUCCGCCCUCCACGCCCGCGACCUCGAUAUCGCCGACGCCGCCAUCGCCCUCCCCGAAGUGCCGCUGCAGGCCCUCCCCCACUGUCCCAAGUGCAAGGACGGCAUGUUGCGCCCGGGUGUUGUGUGGUUUGGCGAGCGGCUGCCGGAGAAGGCGCUGCAGUCGAUCGAGCAGUUCGUCGCGGACCCAAGGCCGAUUGAUUUGAUUAUGGUGGUGGGGACGUCGGCGCGGGUGUUCCCAGCGGCGUCGUAUGUGGAUAUCGCGCGGACGAAGGGAGCGAGGGUGGCGGUGUUUAAUACGGAUGCGAAUGAUGCGCCGGGCAGUGGGAUCACGGAGGAUGAUUGGUUCUUUUGUGGGGAUGCGGCGCAGUACCUACCGGAGCUGCUGAAAGGGGUAAUUGGAGAUUUGCCUGAAACUAAUUGAGCAAUGCCUCAUGUAUGACUGAUCACGGCCUUGGAAUAGAUGCCCGGGAAACGGCACUGGGGGUCGGCGUUUGAUCGUAUACUCUCGAUUUCCUGAUGUUUCAUGAUAUCAAAAGCCAUUAAUUAAUGAACUAUCUCUUCAGUCGUCAAUUCUUUUAAUUCAACAAGUCCACCACCCCAUAGGCACAUAAAAUAAUUCAGCUUCUCUUCGGGCUUCCAAACCCAAG
Molecule: messenger RNA, 1313 nt
Organism: Eremomyces bilateralis CBS 781.70
Lineage: Eukaryota; Fungi; Ascomycota; Dothideomycetes; Eremomycetales; Eremomycetaceae
Product: NAD-dependent deacetylase-like protein sirtuin-5
Exons: 2
Coding region: 155-1087 (310 amino acids)
Molecular function (GO): protein-succinyllysine desuccinylase activity; protein-malonyllysine demalonylase activity; NAD+ binding
Source: RefSeq, a predicted model, not a curated record